AUGGCGGCGGAAGAUACAUGUCCCGUGCCAGGCGCCGCGUCCAACGGCGCAGCAUCCGCGCCCCCAUCAGCAUGUCCAGACACUUUAGGGGAGCCAGCUGGCGCUCGUGCGCCGUAUGAUUGCGGCGUACGCCUAAGCGCGCCGAGCAGCUUGGCGGCGCAGCAGGGCGGGCGCGUGGCGGGGGGAAACGAGGAGGCGGUGACGGCGGGGUCGGUGCACCGUGCCAUUGUGCGACACGCGCACUGCUCGCUCGCGUGCGGCGAUCGCGACAACCUGUCGCCGGGCGACGUUUACCGCGCGGCUGCGAUGAGCUUGCGAGACCACCUGAUCGCGCGGAUGGAUGCGACGGAACGCGCUUACGACGACGCGGGGUGCAAGCGGGUGUACUAUCUAUCAAUGGAGUACCUUAUAGGGCGGAUGCUGCAGCUGGCAGUCACAUGCCUCGGCCUCGAUGAGCAGUACAGCGCAGCGCUGCAGCAGCUGGGGGUGAGCAUGGAGGAGGCGGCAGAGGAGGAGCGCGACCCGGCGCUGGGCAAUGGCGGGCUGGGCCGCCUUGCUGCAUGCUUCCUUGACUCCCUCACCACUCUCAACCUCCCCGCCUGGGGCUACGGGGUGAGGUACCGCUACGGCAUGUUUGAGCAGCGGGUGGCGGCGUUGAGGCAGCAGGAGGCGCCAGACGCGUGGCUGCACCCGUGGGGGUGCCCCUGGGAGAUCCCGCGCCCCCACGUGCGCCACCCCGUGCGCUUCUUUGGCCACGUGGCGGUGCGUGUGGAGGGCACGCGCACGCGGUACCGGUGGGAGGGUGGCGAGCAGGUGGAGGCGGUGGCGAGCGACAUCCCCGUGCCGGGCUUUAAGACCGCCUCCGUCAACCGCCUCCGCCUCUGGCGCUGCGAGCCGCUUUCGGGCGGCUUCGACUUAUCCUUAUUCAACGCGGGGCGGCACGUGGAGGCGGUGGGCGGGGCGGCGAGGGCGGAGGCGAUCAGUGCGGUGCUGUACCCCGAGGACAGCAGCGAGGCGGGCAGACAGCUGCGCCUGCAGCAGGAAUACUUCUUCGUCUCCGCCACACUGCAGGACAUAAUAUCACGGCACGUGGCGGCAGGCCGACCGCUGUCAUCCCUGCCGGAGGCAGCAGCAGUGCAGCUGAACGACACGCACCCAGCUUUAGCGGUCCCCGAGGCCAUGCGCCUACUGCUGGACGAGCAUGGGCUGGAGUGGGGCGACGCCUGGCACGCCACGGUGGCGCUGCUGGCAUUCACCAACCACACCGUGCUGCCCGAGGCGCUCGAACGCUGGCCCGUGCCGCUGCUGCAGACCGUGCUGCCUCGAGUCAUGGAUCUCAUAUUUGAGAUCAACCACCGGCACCUGCAGGAGGUGGAGGCGAGGUGCAUGGGGGAGGGGCAGCGCAUGGCACGGCUGUCGAUCAUCGAGGAGAGUCACCCCAAGAUGGUGCGCAUGGCGGUGCUGGCAGCCGUUGGAUCGCACGCCAUCAACGGUGUAGCGGAGCUGCACUCCACGCUGCUGCGCACGCAGCUGUUCCCCGACUUUGUUGACCUCUUCCCCACGCGCUUCCACAACAAGACAAACGGCGUCACCCCGCGCCGCUGGCUGCUGCUCGCCAACCCGCGGCUCUCGCAGGUGAUCACGAAAUGGCUAGGCUCGGACGAGUGGGUGCGCGACCUCUCCCUCAUCCAGGGCCUGCGAGCGCACGCUAACUCGCCCGCGCUGCAUGCUGACUGGACCGCUGCCAAGGUGGCCAAUAAGGAGCGGCUCGCGGUGUAUAUUCGCAAGACGUGUGGCGUGCAGGUGGAUAGCAGUGCACUGUUUGACUGCCAUGCGAAGCGCAUCCACGAGUACAAGCGGCAGCUGCUCAACAUCCUGGGGGUCAUUCACCGCUACAACAGCAUCAAGUGCAGCAGCUUUGAGGAGAGGGCGCGCAUGGUGCCACGGGUGGUGGUCAUUGCGGGCAAGGCAGCGCCGGGCUACUUCCGGGCCAAAUGCGUCAUCCACCUCAUCAACGCGGUGGCACAGAUAGUGAACAGCGACGCGGACAUCAGCGGCUUGCUCAAAGUGGUCUUCCUGCCCAACUACAGCGUCUCGCUCGCGCAGCUGAUAGUGCCAGCGAGUGACAUAUCGCAGCACAUAUCAACGGCGGGCAUGGAGGCGUCAGGCACGAGCAACAUGAAGUUUGCGCUCAACGGGGGGCUGCUGCUCGGCACCAUGGACGGCGCCACCAUUGAGAUCGCCAGCGCCAUUGGGCGUGAGAACGUGUUUGUCUUCGGUGCGCUGGCUCACGAGACGCACUCGCUGCGCCACUCGCUGCGCUUCCGCCAGCCCAUCCACGACGACCGCCUCGUUCAGGUGGUGCGCACGAUCGAGGCGGGGGUGUUUGGGCCGGCGGACGACUUUCGUCCGCUUUUGGAGUCGCUGGGCGGCGGCAAUGAUUACUUCCUGCUCUCCCACGACUGGCCCUCCUACCUCGACGCCCAGGUGCCACCUUCCCCAGGUGCCAACCCCCCGUGCUUGCCUUCCUCCCAUCCAUGUACCAACCCCCAAUCCUUCUCCAUGCAGCACUGCCGCCAUGCGAAGUUGACCUGCUUGCCUCUUCAUGCUUCUAAGGUUGCAGCUGAUUGUCUUGUCCCUUCCAAACCGCACACUGAUCGAUACGCUCCCCUCUAUUUAUGGCUCUGCCUCUCCCCCAACCAUUUCCCCACCAUGGAUGUGCAUGUGUGUUGA
Closterium sp. Naga37s-1 is the source of this 2733-nucleotide messenger RNA. Lineage: Eukaryota; Viridiplantae; Streptophyta; Zygnematophyceae; Desmidiales; Closteriaceae. The record is from the annotation of a GenBank genome assembly.